AUGGUUCAGUACCGGCCAGAUAUGCUGUACGGGACUGCGAGGGAGUACAAAGACUACUGGAAACUUACAAACAAUGGGCGGUGUUCCUCAAAAGACCUCCGUCGCUCGCUACAGAAUGCUGGAUACACUUUUCGGAACAAUGAAGACCGCGAAAGAUUGCUAGACCUGCAAAGCCGUGCAGACCGUGAACUCCUCUCAUAUCAGGACUGCGACACUCGCGAUCUCAAGAAGUUCCACAAGCAACGCGGGAUCAAGACACUGGUUCGUGGCAAGGACACGAAAGGGAAGUACAUUGCAGCACUCGAGGAAGCCGACGACAACGCCGCCUUCGGUCACUUCACAGAUCUUCCAGCGGAGCUUCGCCUUCUGAUCUACGAGUAUCAUAUCGGUGCCCAUGAAGAUGAAGCGGCGGAAACCAACGGCACACAUCCUCGAGUACCUCCUCCCAUUACCGAAGUAUCCCGUCUGAUCCGUCAUGAGUCACUUCCGAUCUUCUACGAACGCCAUCGCUUGCGUAUCUGCUUCGAGUGCAGGUUUCACGACGACUUUCGUAUUGAAGGGCCAUCGAUGACCCUCAUCGAACACUGCGACGGCGAUCUCCUCCCUCGGUACAUGAAAGUAUGUCUCUCUGUAUCAGUAUCUGGUACUGGUCGAUUCUCAUGGCAUAUUGAUCUCUGUGCUGGGGUCAACGAAUUCAAAAUGGUCCACAAAGCGUACGGGUUCGGGAUGACAAGCCCACCGAAGGAAUGGCUAGCUGGGACUGAGAAUCAGCUACGAAGUAUUCUGAAGGUCGUAGUGGAUCGCGAGGGGCAAUCUGGGUUGUUGAAGGAGGACUUGGAUGAGUUCAUGGGGGUUUUGAAUGCAGCGAAGAACAAAAUUGGCACAACAUGA
Fulvia fulva is the source of this 891-nucleotide messenger RNA. RefSeq lists its product as uncharacterized. The transcript has a single exon. Lineage: Eukaryota; Fungi; Ascomycota; Dothideomycetes; Mycosphaerellales; Mycosphaerellaceae. The coding region runs from base 1 to 891 and encodes 296 amino acids. The record is from RefSeq and is a predicted model, not a curated record.